This is a messenger RNA of Cyclopterus lumpus (lumpfish), 1426 nucleotides long. RefSeq names its product RIB43A domain with coiled-coils 2 (gene ribc2). The coding region runs from base 140 to 1321 and encodes 393 amino acids. Lineage: Eukaryota; Metazoa; Chordata; Actinopteri; Perciformes; Cyclopteridae. The record is from RefSeq and is a predicted model, not a curated record. The transcript has 5 exons.
GACUGUGUCACGAACACUCACGAACUCUGGUUUCUAAGCAACCAGUGUGUGUCUAACAACAACAACAAAGUAUCUCCGUUUGUCGCGUCUCACGGGAGCCCGGUCCAAGUUAACCACCGCACACUUUAUUCCAGUCGACAUGUUGCCCGCGGAUUUGCCCUCAGACCGCGUCGCGAGGCUCAAUCUGCAAAGCUGUCGCAACAGAGAGGCGGAGAGACGAGGGAGGAUUUUUAACCACAAACUGAGGACCAUCGGGGUCAACAAGGAAGCCUUGGACAUGCAGGUGAAAGAAAAGGAGCAACGAGAAGAGGCAGCACGAGAGGAGCAAAACGCUCACGAUGCUGAUGUGCUCCGUCAUAGCAAAGCAGCCCUCCUCUUCCACAGCAGGGAAGUAAAGGAGAGGCGUGCGAUGGAAAAGGCCACGGUCAACCACCGACACCGGUACCAGCAGCCUCGGUGCCAGUGGGAGUUUGACCCGGAGGACCCGGACCGCUGUGGAAAGCCAGACCUCCCUGGUUUAGUGGGCGAGGAUCCCGGCAGUGAGAGCCGGCGGCAGAGACAGAAGGAGCAGCUCAGAGAGUGGCUCGUCCAGCAGCAAAGUGAGCGCGCAGCAGAGAGGCAUCAACGGAAGCUGGAGGAGCAGCACGAUGACCAAAGCAGCGCAGACAUGCGCAACAAAGCUCUGCAGCUCCAGGGCAUUGAGAUGGAGCAGAGAAAAGCAGCAACUAUUGCCACGAAAGACUACAACCUGGCCACGAUUGAAGAGAAGCGCUGCCAGCAAGGGGACCGAACAGCUCCCGUGAACCACCCGCUGACAGGUGGAGGUGCCGAACCCAGCCCGGGCAUGGAGGGGGUGCCUGGUAGCAGCCGUCCCAGCAGUGAUAGGAGCGCACCUUUGGAGAGCCUGCAGCAGAUCUCCCAGUUCCGGAAGUAUCAGAUGGAGGAGAAAAAUGUAAACGAGGAACACAUGAUGCUCAAAAUGCAUGCUCCUUUUGAUCAUUCACACACACACACCUGUUCACUGGGUCUGUCUGGGUUACCUGUGCACCUGCAGAGGGCAGAACUGGAGAGAAAGCGAGACGAGGAGCAACAUGACCGCGUCCGCUUGGACUCCAGUCGGACGGCUCUGCUAAUAGAGAGGCAGCAGGCCAAAGUGAACAAGCAGCUGAGACGACAAAUGGACAGCACCAAUGUCAAGAUGGCAGAAACACACAAACAACAGUCAGUGGCAUUGUUCUCUCAGUUAUGCACAUGCACAGUAUAUUCAAGCACAUAUACAAGAAUAGCGUCUCACUCCGUUUCUCAACUGCUGUCAUUCUAAGGAAACCGGACAUUCAAAAAGGAUGCAUCGACAACAGCUUCUUCUCCAAAUUCAACACCUGCAGCAGAUGAUGGAUGACUGACAAUGAGAAGAACAUGGAAUAAA